CACAAAAACAAAGAUAUACAUUGUGAUGGAAUAUGUAUCUGGAGGACCACUAUUGGACAAGAUGUCCUAUGCUGAAAAGUUGAAUGAAUGUGAGGCAAGAAAACUAUUCCAGCAACUUAUUGAUGCCUUGGACUACUGUCAUGACAAAGGAAUUUAUCAUCGAGAUCUCAAGCCAGAAAACUUGCUUCUUGACAACAAGGGAAAUCUCAAAGUAUCUGAUUUUGGAUUGAGUGCAUUGCAAAAACCUAAUGAUGUCUUAAACACGCGGUGUGGAUCCCCGUGCUAUGUGGCACCAGAGUUGUUAUGGAGCAACAGAUACGAUGGAGCAGCUGCUGAUGUUUGGUCAUGUGGGGUGAUCCUUUUUGAAUUACUUGCAGGUUAUCUACCAUUUGACGACCAGAAUUUGAUGAGCUUAUAUAGAAAGAUAUGCAAGGCAGAAUAUAAAUGUCCACCAUGGUUUACUCAAAGUCAAAAGAAACUAAUUACCAAAAUACUUGAACCACAUCCGGGAAAGCGGAUAACUAUACCAGAUAUUGUUGAAGAUGAAUGGUUUCAAUUAGAUUACAAGCCUGUUGAUGCAUCUGAACUUAAUGAGGACAUUAACUUGGAUGAUGACAAUGCUGCUUUUGAUUCAUCAGCGAUGUCUAGAUCCUCAAGUUUCAUUAAUGCGUUUCAACUAAUAGCCAUGUCUCAGGACCUUGAUCUGUCUGGCCUUUUUGAAGAACAGGAUGAAAAAAAGAAGAGAACAAGGCUGGGAUCCACACACACAAUCAAUGAAACCAUAGAAAAAAUAGAAGCUGCUGCAGCAGAUGUGAGACUGACUGUAGAAAAAAUGAACAACUUAAAGAUAAAAAUGCAACCAAAACCGAUAAUGACCAGGUGUUCUAGAUCAUACUUUGACCUAUCAGCCCAGGUGAUUGAAGUUGCCCCAACUCAUUGUGUUAUAGAAAUAUCAAAAUCUGAAGGAGAUCUAAGAAUGUACUACGAAUUUUGUGAAAGUCUAUCAAAUCUGCUGAAACAAAACCCUCGUGUGCCAUCACAAAACCAAGAUUCCUUAUAGAUCUCUGCGCCAGUGACAGAAAAAAGCAAGAUGCUGG
Messenger RNA from Abrus precatorius (Indian licorice), 1097 nucleotides. RefSeq names its product CBL-interacting serine/threonine-protein kinase 21. Gene Ontology annotation, molecular function: ATP binding; protein kinase activity. The coding region runs from base 26 to 1060 and encodes 344 amino acids. Gene Ontology annotation, biological process: signal transduction; protein phosphorylation. Lineage: Eukaryota; Viridiplantae; Streptophyta; Magnoliopsida; Fabales; Fabaceae. The record is from RefSeq and is a predicted model, not a curated record. The transcript has 12 exons.